AUGUCAAAGGUCGAUAAUGCAGUUGUAUUUAUGGACCGAGGACAUUACACAACUUGCACGGUACAUCUACACGGAGGCACAAUUUCUUCGUACCGCGUCAACAACAAGGAAAUGCUUUAUUUCAAAGAAAGAACCUCAUUCAACCAUUUCUCACCAAUCAGGGGAGGCAUAAAAUACACUUUUCCGUAUUACGGCCGGAGAGUGAACGGUCCAAAACAUGGAUUUGCCAGAUACGUGCCCUGGAAACUGGAACAGGGGCCGACUACGAACGCCGACAGAAAUAUUGAGGCCGUGUUCAGUUUGACUGAUUCUGAAUACACUAGAGCGGUAUUUGUAGACGUACCAUCAGCGGUCGAAGUUCGAAAUAUCGACAACACCGGCCUCAAAUUGAAAAUAACCGCCUGCGCCAAAACCGCCAAGGACGUUUUGAUCUUCAAUCCCUGGACUAAUCCUGUCGAAGAAGAUUAUCCUUAUGAAUAUUUGCAUUAUAUCGCUGUAGUUGUAUUUAUGGACCGAGGACAUUACACAACUUGCACGGUACAUCUACACGGCGGUACAAUUUCUUCGUACCGCGUCAACAACAAGGAAAUGCUUUAUUUCAAAGAAAGAACCACGUUCAACCAUUUCUCACCAAUCAGGGGAGGCAUAAAAUACACUUUUCCGUAUCACGGCCGGAGAGUGAACGGUCCAAAACACGGAAUUGCCAGAUACGUGCCCUGGACACUGGAAGAGGGGCCGACUACGAACGCCGACAGAAAUGUUGAGGCCGUGUUCAGUUUGACUGAUUCUGAAUACACUAAAGCGCUCAUUUUGUGCAUGUACGAACUCCAAAUCGACCUGAAAGUAGAAAACACCAGCAAGUAUUUCCCGUUCAUUUUUCGAAUAUUGAGACACUCGAUAUUUCGACUCGAGGAUUUGACUAAAUGCGAAAUUCACGGUUUGAAAAACUGCAAACGCGUCCGGGCGUCUGGAAAACAGGCCGGAGAUGUGGACGAGUUUAGUCAGGAUGAGAAACUGGUUAUUAAAAAGCGUACUUCGGACUUAUUUGUGGACGUACCAUCGGCUGUCGAAGUUCGAAAUAUCGACAACACCGGCCUCAAAUUGAAAGUAACCGCCUGCGCCAAAACCGCCAAGGACGUGUUUAUCUUCAAUCCUUGGACUAAUCCUGUCGAAGAAGAUUAUCCUUAUGAAUAUUUGCAUUUUAUCGGUGUUGGUGCCGGACAUUUGUCUUCUGAUAUAAGACUGGAACCGAAACAAGUGUGGGAAACUCGCCACAUCAUCGAAGUAGUGAAAGAAGAAAACGAGGAAAAAGUCAACGCAUUGGCCGAACUACUCGAUAAUCCUUGGCAGUUAUUUGAUAAAAGUUGCGAAAUUUCCCAACAAUAAUCAAUUUAUUAGUUGUCUAUUUCAUUCAAGCCAGAAUAAAAUCGCUUCUAGCAGUAAAAAAAAUAAAACAAAUUUUC
Ceutorhynchus assimilis (cabbage seed weevil) is the source of this 1463-nucleotide messenger RNA. Lineage: Eukaryota; Metazoa; Arthropoda; Insecta; Coleoptera; Curculionidae. The record is from the annotation of a GenBank genome assembly.